Molecule: messenger RNA, 2374 nt
Organism: Penicillium brasilianum
Lineage: Eukaryota; Fungi; Ascomycota; Eurotiomycetes; Eurotiales; Aspergillaceae
Source: the annotation of a GenBank genome assembly
CUCCCCGCAAUCCUCCCGUCACUUUGUUCGUUUUCCCAUCACGACGCGCGCCCUGAGCUAUGACGGUGCAUCCAUCCGAUUGCUUGUGAUACCCUGAAUUGUUGUAGCUUUGAUUCACUUGUUUCCUUCGUCUACUCUUCCAUAACCUCCCUUGGUCGGCCAUCUGACCAGCCCCUCCACGAUGCUACACUAUCGAACACAGGGCUAUAAUGGCUAUGCGGUAAAAUAUUCGCCUUUCUUCGAUAAUCGCUUAGCCAUCGCAAGUGCAGCCAAUUUUGGCCUGGUCGGUAAUGGCCGGUUGUACGUUCUUGAGCUCACGGCUAAUGGAAUCGUACCUGUGAAAUGGUUCACCACACAAGAUUCCCUCUACGACCUUGCCUGGUCUGAAAUCCACGAGAACCAGGUCCUUGCUGCCUCGGGCGAUGGCAGCAUCAAGCUCUACGACACAACCGCCGAUGAUUUUCCCAUUAUGAACUGGAAAGAACAUGGUCGGGAGGUUUUUAGUGUGAAUUGGAAUCUUGUGGCAAAAGACCGCUUCUGCUCCAGCAGUUGGGACGGCACUGUUCGACUCUGGACACCUCAUCGCCAGCAGUCCAUCCUCACCCUACCUACUCACAGCUGCACCUACUCCGCCGCCUUCUGCCCACAUAACCCCGAGCUCAUUUCAUGCGUCAGUUCGGACUCCUAUAUUCGCGUCUUUGAUCUCAGAACGCCCGCCUCUGCUUCCAACCACCUCGUCGUCCAGAUACCCAACCACGCAGCCCCAGUGACACCCGCCAUUCCUGGUCAACCAGGCAUGCCUCCAGGCGCGGCUCAACCGGCCGAGAUCCUCACUCAUGACUGGAACAAAUAUCGUUCUACAGUGCUUGCAACAGCCGGUGUGGACCGAGCCAUUCGCACAUUCGACAUUCGUGCCCCGCAACAGGGACCUCUGGCCAUCAUGCUUGGCCAUGACUACGCGAUUAAGAAAAUGGCUUGGUCGCCACAUCUAUCAGACGUCCUCUUGACGGCAAGUUACGAUAUGACUUGCCGCGUUUGGAGUGACCGGUCAAAUGCUAGCGGGGCUGGCGAUGUGGACCUUAUGCGAUCUGGUCCAGCGGGUCCGGUUGCCGGCUCGGAGCUAGGAAGAAUGGGACGACACACAGAAUUUGCUACCGGUGUAGACUGGUGUCUGUUCGGAAGUGAAGGCUGGUGUGCCAGUGUCGGAUGGGAUGAGAGCCUUUAUGUGUGGGAUGUGCGAGGAGUGAUCUCGCCGUGAAUGAUUCCCCCUUUCUAGUUUGAUGUAUUCAUCUAGCUAUCUAUUACCAAGCCGUAUCUACAAACGGGCAUGCAUAGACAUGCUUGGAGAAAGCCUCCAGCAAUCAUCAUGAUUCGACACAAUGGCUUCUGAAAUGUUUAAACAGGUUCUGUCUCGUAUAGAGGAGAAGCAGAGGCUAGAUAAGAAGAUCGACCAGCCUUUUGUUUUGACCCGAGGGGACCAGGAUGUAUAUGGAUAUUAAUCAUUUCAUUUCGUAAAUUUUAUGUCCAUGUGGAAGCGCUUCCCGGUCAUGAUGAGUAGAUCAUAGAUCCACAAGGAAAUUCACGCUUGGUCUAUCAUAGUUGCUAUGACGCUGAGCUUCCCCGUGGGUUGAAUGUUCACCACGGAAAAGCACCAGCGGCCAAUGUGGGGAAGGCUUGCAAACCACAGAAAUCCAAAUGCAUCACUGUCGCACAAGAUCUUCCGGAUUUUGAACCAUCCAAUGUAAUAUUUAGGCCUCAAACGGCCAGUAAUGUUCCGUUUGAAGGCCUGAAACCAUAGAAACCACUUUAUCUGGCCAGGCGACCCUCCGUCUUCUUGCGCUCCGAGUCCCGGACCUGAGCAAUCUCGUCCUUGGUAGCGUUGACCGCAACGUGUACUUGGUUGAAGGGGUUCUCUUCGCUCUUUUCAAACUCCUUCCGGCAAAUGUCAAUGCGCUGCUGUCGGCGCAGGCCUGGGUUCUCUUGUUCGAUCUCCGGAAGCCGACGGGCCUCAAACGCCGCAUAUGCCGCCUUGAAUCGUCGCUCGGGGUGACGCUCAACCUUGGAAGUAUCCUUGUUCGUCAGGGACAGAGCGUCUAGCGCAUUGUCGAUACCAGAAGCGUUCAGGGCUGAGCUCUUCUUGCUGGAGAAAGAGUCAUCGAGUUGUGAAAGGUCGAGGCCGCGGGUCUUCUUCUGUGCCGUCUUUGCGCCAGCACCCUUGGCCUUGGCUGGCUGGGAGGCUUCUUCUUCAGCUAGGAGGGCUUCGCGCUCAGCCUUCUUGCGGGCAGCUUCGGCUUUCUUGGCUUCGGCAUCAUCCCUGUGGAUGGAAGAAGAGUCAAUGUUAGCUUAUCCGCCCUCGGGUGGAAUUUGGCUUGAA